Messenger RNA from Coregonus sp. 'balchen', 21282 nucleotides. The record is from the annotation of a GenBank genome assembly. Lineage: Eukaryota; Metazoa; Chordata; Actinopteri; Salmoniformes; Salmonidae.
AGGGGAACUUGAAACCGGGCCCUGCCAUUUCCUCUCGGUUGUUUUGCUUUUUUUAUCCUGGAUUCUCCAUGUUGGAGCAAUAGCGAGGUCUUGUCUAGUGUUCGCUAGCUGUCAGAGGGGACCGUAGCGUUACAAUAAUACACUUUGUGUUAAAUGCACGAGACAAAUUGGGUAGUUUGAACUAGGAAAAAUAGCGGUAGGUAGCUACAAUUGCUACGAGAAAAACCAAGGAAGACGUUUUUAUCGAAAUAUUUUAGGAUACCAACGGGUUGGGAAGCGCUAUUGCUAACCAGCUAGCUGAAUGUUGAAAGUAGCUACCUGCGAAUUGGGGGAACGGAUUGGACUUUGAGGGGCUGUGCAUUUGUUAGAUGGAAAGUUCUAUUAUCACUCAAGUGCAGAAAGAAGAUAGUCAACUGCCGUCCAAAACAGGUAAGACCUCGGGGUUACUGGCGCAGUGAGAUCACUUUAUCAAUAUAAUCUUGUUUGUUGAAGCUGACUCGGACGCUAGCUAGCCAACUGUCGCGCAAGGCUAGAGCUAAUAGCAUGCUAAUAACUACACGCCAGUCUAAUUCAUUAAUGUAAGGACAGGUUUGAGUUCGUUUUGUCAUGUGAACAACAUUUUAUUUAGGUUCUUGCUAAAUGUGUUUCGGACAUGUGGGUCAUGGCCUGGAGAUAUCACAACUGCUGGUUGUACUGAGGUUUGCCAGUGUGUGGGUGUCCAUUUUACAUUCAGCGCGCGCGUCAAAUAAUAGAACGUAGCGUCAGUUAGUUAGUGCUAUCCCGGCGCAGACGAAAACAUCAGUCGGGGAUAGGGAACAUCUGGAUACAGUUAUUUUAGUUUUAACCACAAAUUUACUCGCUAACUAAUGUCUUGUUGGCUAAUAUUAUGCAAACCAUCGAUUCUAGCCUAUAUUGUCAGCCAGUUAUUCCAUAGAUUUAAAUAUUUGUAUCAUUGAAAAACGGUGAAACAGACAAGUGUUGGAAGUACUGGAAUGUCUGGAAUGUGCCUGAUAAUUUUACUUGUCCAGACAGUCACAGAUUGCAUACUUUUGUUUGCAAUUUGUCAGAUGAGUUUGUAUAAAUCCUUUUCUGUUUGGUAUGGAUGUAACUACAGUACUUCACUCAUAUGGACUGUCAUGCAAAUAUCUGUCAAAGUAGACGCUCCUUUUAUCAGGGUGUUAGGGGACAAAAUGAAACUUUGGCUCUUGUGUUAUACUUUGUAUUCCAUGUUAUAGAGAAGCUUCUUAUAACAAAGAACACUUUAUUUUAUGAGGAUAGGAUUUGCCAUUGCUGAGGUCUUAUUUUCAAGUUAUUGGAAAAGGUUCGUGGACAGGUCAAUGUUAAUCCCUUGUCAAAAAUGGCACCUAAUCACCUGGAUUCUUAAAUUCAACAUGUUUUGUUCAAUAUCUCAAGAUAGGGUGGUUAUUUAUUUUGACAUUUUCAGUGCUGAUAUAUAACACAGAGAUGAUCCAAAUUAAAGUAACAUUUAUGAAAUUAAAAUGCUUUAUUACAGUAAUUGAAGACUAAUCAUUUAAGUUAAGGGUUUCAUAUUAAUAACAAAUCUUCAUGCUUUAUGCAAAACUGAGUUUGUAACAAUUUAUGAAAUAGGAAUACAACUUUUUAUACUAUUUUAUGCAAAUUAGAAACGUAAUAUGGUAAUUAGUUUGCACUAAAUUGGAAAAAUACAGCAUGUUAAGCCCAUUCACUUAAAGUAAGGUGGUCAUAUUGUUAACAUAUAUUGAUGAGUAAAUUGCCGCCCGUGUCAGCCCGCACGCGUGCGCAGACACACACCAGGGGUGGUAACAGAGUACAUCCAAGUAAUUAAGUAAUAAUUAACAAAAAGGGUUACUUUUUACCAAUUAGUAACUGUUAGGCUGUUAUGUUCUAUUCAGUAGCCCAACUGAUUAGGCCUAGAGUGCCAAAUAAUACACCCAACCCUGUGCCACCUGCAUACACACACCACACAGUAUACUCACACAGCACCCCCACCAACACACACAGCCUAACAUAGACAUACACUUCUCUGCAUCGCCACACACUCACACAGCAGAUGUACAGAUCCUUGCGACAUGGGGCCGUGCAUUAUCAUGCUGAAACAUGAGGUGAUGGCGGUGGAUGAAUGGCACGACAAUGGGCCUCAGGAGCUCGUCACGGUAUCUCAGUGCAUUCAAAUUGCCAUCGAUAAAAUGCAAUUGUUUAUUGUCCGUAGCUUAUGCCUGCCAUAUCAUUACCCCACCACCACGGGGCACUCUGUUCACAACGUUGACAUCAGCAAACCGCUUGCCCACACAUCUGGCCGGUACAGUUGAAACCGGGAUUCAUCUGUGAAGAGCACACUUCUCCAGCGUGCCAAUGGCCAUCGAAGGUGAGCAUUUGCCCACUGAAGUUGGUUACGACUCCGAACUGCAGUCAGUUCAAGACCCUGGUGAGCACGCAGAUGAGAUUCCCUGAGACAGUUUCUGACAGUUUGUGCAGAAAUUCUUCGGUUGUGUGUGCAAACCCACAGUUUCAUCAGCUGUCCGGGUGGCUGGUCUCAGACGAUCCUGCAUGUGAAGAAGCCGGAUGUGGAGGUCCUGAGCAGGCGUUGGUUACACGUGGUCUGCAGUUGUGAGGCCGGUUGGACAUACUGACGUAGAGAAAUGAACAUUCAAAUGAACAUUCAAUUCUCUGGCAACAGCUCUGGUGGACAUUCCUGCAGUCAGCAUGCCAACUGCACGCUCCCUGAAAACUUGAAACAUCUGUGGCAUUGGGUUGUGUGAAAACACGGCACAUUUUAUUGGCCUUUUAUUGUCCCCAGCACAAGGUGCACCUGCUUCAUGAUAUGCCACACCUGUCAGGUGGAUGGAUUAUCUUGGUAAAGGAGAAAUGUUCACUAAAAGGGAUGUAAACAAAUUUGUACAAAAAUAUUUGAGAGAAGUAAGCUUUUUGUGCAAAUGGAACAUUUCUAAGAUGUUUUAUUUCAGCUCAUGAAACAUGGGACCAACACUUUACAUGUUGCGUUUAUAUUUUUGUUCAGUAUGGCUAUGUUUUUAUCGAUUGUAGGGCUGUAGCCACUGAAUUCUGGUAGUUUUUACUUGAAAGAAUAAAACCAUCAAUCACAAAAUUCGCAGCUAGCACAAUAGCCUCUCGCCCGGCUCGUUGCCUAAGUUAACGGCGUCAGGCACUCCCACACAGCUAGCAAGCUACCACUCGUCAUGGAAAGGGGGUUGCGACACAUGAAUUUGGACAAAUCCUUGACAACCCAUACAUCAAAACGUAGCUACGAUGCUCUACUUUGAAAUCUGCUAUGUUUUUUUUGUCUCUGAAAAUAUAUCAAUGACAAGCAAAGGAAAAAUGUUUUACCUUAUGUCAGUCAAAAGAUGUACAUGAAUAAAGGGCUGCAUUCCCGCAGGAUGCCCGCGGGACCUGCGGGUCCCAACAGAUAAUUGUGGCGCGGUCGUCAUUUUUCAUGCUGUGGGUGGGAGCGGGCAGUCAUCAGACAACUUUGGGCCUAAAUCUUUUUUUUGUCCCGCAGAUUAUUUUGAAACGGUUGUCUUUCUGCUUUGUAUGCGUUAGCUUACCUAUUGUAUUAAAGACACAUCUUUGUCACAUUAUUCACACACUCAAAAUUCGCUGCUUCAAGUUCAGUAGCCUACCUCCUCUCCUAGUUGGGCAUGCGAGAUCAAGUGUGCCUAGUAUAUGUGUGGUCUCAUUGAAAUAGAGUAGACUGCCUAAUGCCUAUGCAUGGGCGGAGAAUCACGUGGCAGUUAUCUUUCCAAGGAAAGUAACUUAAAUAUGAUUAGACUAUAGUUAAGUACAGUUUCUGUAAAUAAAUAUUGAUAAUGGAAAAAGGUGGAGGGUGCUCAACCAACGUUAGUCGAGUUGCAAUAAAAAAAAAAUGGAUCAUUUAAAAGGAAAAGGUGUAACGCGCGCACAGGCUACCAUGGUGAGCGAGCUUUGCACCUUUUCAUUUUCAAUAAAUAUUGAUUUGAUAGCCUAAUAUAAUGGGCCACGUGAGAAUCUCUGGGAAUUUAACCUAUUUCCUAGGUUAUUUUUGCGCAUUUUGAUAUUGCCUAUAGGGCGCAAAUUGCUGUUACCAUUCCUGGCAAGUGAGCUGCGUCACAUAAGCCUAAAAUAAAAUUGCGGUACUGCGUUUGGGUUCAGGACCAGUUCUUGAGGUAGCGGGUGGGAGUUGGACAGAAAGCCAGAGGGUGCGGUAUGAAAAGCUGCAGGUGCAGCAGUAGCAGGAUGAAGAAGUCAGUCCCGCACAGACCUCUACCGUGAAACAUGCCUUAGGACUUUCCCAUACUUCUUGGCAAUACAAUGUUACAUCAAUCUUACUUUAGGUUGAGCAAUACCCAUCGCAAAUAGCAAAUAUAAACACAGAUUUCGCGGUUUUCACAAAAAGGGCUGCCCCUCAGAUUUGAACGUUCUUAGCUUUACAGUUGCUUUACUAACUUUUUAUAGCAGGCAUUAUAGAAAAUUAACACAGGUCUCCUAAACAAUCUCUCAAGCACUAACCCAUAUGCUAUUGAGUAGCCAGCUAAUCUUUAUAUUUCAAGUUUAGCCAACUUGGAUCUAUUUGCUAGCUAACAAGGUAGAACAGUUGAAUUGUUGUGAACACACCCUUCUGUCCGUCUUCAACUUUUUGAACAACCUGCUAGCCUCUCCACUUUGUUCAGAUGUUGAAAUCACGUGGCCUACCUUAUUUCUCAGAAUGCGAACAAAUUGCCAAUUCCAUAUAAUUGUUUUAUGCUUAUUGCACAUUAAUAGAACACAGACAACCUGAGCAUGAAUUUUCCAAAAACAAUGUUCCUUGAUACUCCUGUUUUAGUAGUCUGCUCUGUACGCAAUUUGAGGAGUUGAGACAAAGGGUAUUGUUAGAAAGGUUAACUACUCCUCUAUUACAGUAAAAUAAUGUAUUUCAGUGUCCAUAUGACCGAUUUUCUGUUCGACCAAACCGAGUUAAAACCGCUUGUCAGAGAGAAAGCACACAGCACAGAAUGGAGCAAAGGAGACGAGACCAAAAAGACAACAUGAGAACAUGCGGACAUAAACACUCAUAAAAAUGGAAAAAGUAUAAUUGAUUCUUGCAUAUAUAGGCAUUUGUAAUAUCGCGCUAAAACAUACAUUUUAAGUAAUCAAAUUAAUUCUAUAUAUCGCCCAGCCCUACUUGAAAGCUUGGUUUAUGUCACUCAUGGCUGUAAAAGUAUCCAUUCAACAUUCUCAAACGCUAGACGGGCUGUUAUGAAAACGUACGAUUGGAAACAUAACAUGCUUAUGAUAGCGUUGUCAGUAGUCAUGUGCACUGUAGGGAAUAGACAGUACAGUGACAGUAGGAUGAGUUUCAGUUGUGAAGUUGAACCCAGUUCCAGUGUAGAACAGGAAGUCUACUUUGCGGCUGCUUCAUUCCUGUAGUUGAGAAUAUGUUGGAUAAAACUGGGUUGAUGAGUUUAGUUGGGAAAUCCAAAUCUUCUGAUAGGCUAGGCCUGCUGUGUCAAUCUAGAGUCCAAAAGUAUGAUAUAAAUUACGAGGGGGAUCUCAGACUCGGAGUGUGAAGCAGGCCUUAAAAUGUGCUACACAUAGGAUUAGUAAAAAAUUAUUUUUGCAUUGUAAUUUCAGAAAAUGUCCAUAAUAAAUCUGCAGUAAUAGUGGAAUGAUUGUGUUUCACAGUGUUACUUACCCGCCGGUGUCUGUGUUAUCUAGUGGAAAUGGGGUCAAGCGCCAAUAUAGAAAUUGCUCUGUCAUUUCCUGGUUGCUGAAAUUCUACACUGUUCGCUCAAUUUCAGUUAGCCUAAUGUGAGAAAAUAAGCACUGAAUAGUGUAGGGAAUCAUUGCACCAUUUAAAUCACUGUGAAAUAUAUUUUCAAUAACAGAAAAUAUAGUUUUUACAGCUGUUAGACGCUGGUGGACAAAAACUGAAAGUAAAAGGCUGAAGCGUGAGUCUGCAAUGUUAUGGGAUGCGGGAGAGGGGGAGAUUUGUUUUGAAUGCAGCCUAGUGGGAGUGGGAGUGACAUGUAGGCUAAAGCCUACUACACAGACAUGGGUUUAUAAUCGACUAGCUCCUGUUUCAGGUGGAUCUAUCCUAUUUUAUAAUAGCCUAUCUAAUAUGUUUAGGCUACGUUUCCAUGCUUCAUGUGCUUAAGUGUUCCACUUAGAGAAAUAUGGCGUGCGUAAUGAGGGCAAGCAACAAGAUGGUAGUCUUCAAUGAAGAUAGUGGCUAGUAACACCUCGCUGUGACUCCCCACUGCCUCCCCCACACCGCACCCGCAGUGUUUACAUUCACACCAACCAUUUGGCCUGUUGAGACUUCAGUAAUCAUUUAACUCUAAGUGAGAGGCCCAUUCUCAAACUGCUUGGCAUUCACAUCAAAGUGUGUGUACACGUGUUCACCUCAUCCAGGUGGGAGCAUGUUGAGUAAUUUGUAAUUCAAUUGGAUUUAUCUCUUUAUCUCUUUAUCUCUUCCUAACCGGAGUACCUGUGCUCAGAGAGCUGGCGUACUCCAACAGCUUCUUCAAUUGUAGCGUGUUUUUGCCGCAGAGUCAAAUCAUUCAAAAUAAAAUGUUAUUUGUCAAAUGCUUCGUAGACCACAGGUGUAGACUAAAAGUGAAAUGCUUACUUACGGGUCCUUUUCCAACAAUGCAGAGUCUGUAGCUCAAUUGGUAGAGCAUGGCGCUUGUAACGCCGGGGUAGUGGGUUCGAUCCCCGGGACCACCCAUACUUAAAAAUGUAUGCACGCAUGACUGUAAGUCGCUUUGGAUAAUGGCAUAAAAAAAAUAUAUUAAAGAUAAUAUAUAUUUUUUAAAGUGACAGUGACAAGGAAUAAAUACACAAUGAAUAACGAAUAAAAAUAAAGAGUAGAAAAUAACAUGGCUAUAUACAGGGAGUACCAGUACUGAGUCAGUGUGCAGGGGUACGAGGUAAUUGAGGUAGCCAUGUACUGUAGGUAGGGGUAAAGUGACUAGGCAACAGGAUAGAUAGACAGUAGCAGCAAUGUUUGUGGUGAAAGUGUAUGUGUGUGUUUAGGUGUAAGAGUUGGUGCAAAAAAGGGUCAAUGCAGGUAGCCAUUUGAUUAGCUAUUUAGCAGUCUUGUUUAAAAGUCUUGGGGAUAGAAGCUGUUCAGGGUCCUGUUGGUUCCAGACUUGGUGCAUUGGUAUCACUUUCCAUGCUGUAGCAGAGAGAACAGUCUGUGGCAGUUUUGGGCCUUCCUCUGACACCGCCUGGUAGGCUUGGGCGGUAUACCGUAUCUACCGUAUACCGGGGUAUUUGGAAAUAGCCACGGGAUGGUUUGUCAAUACCGGUGAAACUAUUUAUUUGAAGUUUUUCAAUAUGUUUUAAUAUUUGUAGCUAUUUUAAGUAAAUACCUGCAGUCAACUUGUGCAAUACGUUAGGAGAUGAAGCAGAUCGUGUUCUUCAUUUCACCUGUCACGUUAUUUUACAUUAUGAAGCUUACCAUAGUUCCCAGAACAGUUGAGCCAGUUACGUGUUUGUUUGUAAAUAGCACAACCGGAGAAAGCGACAGUUUGUGACGGGUUGCGUUAUAUAUUGAAAGUGUUUUUUUGCUUCAAUAGAGUGAUCAGGGACAUACAACUAUAGUUUUCCUUCACAGAAAGCGCUACACAUUCGGCAGAAAAUAGCUUAAUUGUCAUCAGAUGAAAGUGCAACGCUAUUUGGCUGGCAGCCACACAAGUAAAUAAGCUAACAAUGAAAAAGCAAGUUCUUUUUUGCAAAAACGAUGCAUGACCAUAAUAUUUCUAAUGUUUAUCAUAGAAAGAGUGUAGCCAGCUACAUUUCCUAAUGUUUUGCUUAAAGUUAAUCUUGCAUUUUACUGAAGAAAAGUAGUCUGGUAGUCACGAGAAAAGAACCAGAGAAAAGUAACUGCACAUCAGUCAGGGCACUGCCUGCUGUUAGAAUGCUUUGGGAAUUCUCAUGCGAGUGGAGAAGUGCAACUGAAGCACAAAAUGAGUUUGAUGCCAAGCAGAAAUUACAAUAAGAAGUAUUUUAGAUCUGCGUUUACAAAACGCAGCAAGAUAUUUCUUUAGCGUGUUUUAUAUGUUUUCCUGUGUGAAAAACAAAGAAUGAUAGUUAGGGAGACCCCUAAGUUUAACUUGCUAGUUAUUUAAUGAAGUGGCUGAAUUUAUAAGAUGACUGGGCAUCAUAUUGUUCGCUUUCUGACAUGUUUGAUACAUCAAAGCCCUGUGGAUGGGUUAUCUGUACAGCUGCCACUGCUGCUUGAUUUCCUUGCGCUUUUUUUCUCCUCUCUGCUCAUCUGCUCCUCCCCCAUCUUCUGGAGCAGAGCAGGCAGGCCUGUUGCCCUAACAACUCCCAGACGCAACACACAGACAGUGUGUACACACUACUGUUCUUCCUUCAGAAAAUGUGUUAAAACUUUCUUCAUUUGCACAAUCUCUCGUUCACAUUCGCUUGUAAAUGUCCAAACUCACAAAAAAUGACAUUCGGUAGCUCCUACCUAUACAUGUAUAACUUUAUGAGCGGGAUUGCCUGUCUUUGGAAUUUGUUUAUUUUCGUUUGCACUCGUUAGCAUAUUUAGCUAGCAGCCUCCAUGGAGAUUCUGUAUUAUUUGUGCUAAUUUUGUUAGCAUUCUGGUAAUAGACGCCCAAUGGUAUUUUUUUUCGCACCCCCUUGUGUACUAAGCUGUUAAUAAUACAGUAAAUCCUGGGAUUGGAGAAGGACGGUAUGACGAUAUGAAAAUCUGGAUACUGCCCAACCCUACCGCCUGGUAUAGUCACUAUUAAUAGCAACGUCGGCAUUUGUCUAAUAAAAUAUAUUUACUGUCAGUAAUGCUGCAAUAUGUAACUGUUUGGGCGACCUUACCAAAUUCACAUAGAUGUCAUUCUCAUUGAAAGCAAGUCUAAUAAGCAGUAGAUCUGUUCUAUGUGCGCUAUAUCUAUGCUUCCCGUUCAGUUUAGUUUUAGCCACUUACUUUCAGUUUUGUACACCAACUUCAAACAGCUGAAAGUACAAUAUUUGUAGUUAUUGACAAUACAUUUCACAGCAGUUUAGAUGGUACAAUUAUUCUCUUCACUAUGCAUAGCUUUUUUUGUCACAAACUGAAAUUAGGCAAACUAUUAGAAUUUUAGCAACCAGGAAAUGGCGACGCGAUUUCUACAUAUUGCACCUUUAUAUGUUUGUCAGCGUUUGUUGAUAGUAGCCUCGAGUCGGUGAGUGCAUCCCAAAUGGCCCCCUAUUUAGUGCUCUACUUUUGACCAGGGCCCAUAGUGCACUACAUGGGCAAUAGGGUGCUUUUUGGGAGUCAGGCAGUGGCUUUUUAUGUCCUCCUCUCGUGCAUCCAAUGCCUGAGUUUGUAAAUGGAGCCGACUCCCUUCUCUUCCCUCUGACCCGGUGAACUGUGGCUAUGCAGAAAUAGACCCAUACAGAGAGCAGGAUCAGUUUCCUCCCUGCUCUGAUCUAUCAGCCCUGGUAAAGACCACGAAGGGAGGCAUGAUGGAUCUAUUCUAGUGGAAACAGGAUUCUCCUCUAUAGAGGGAUAUGGACGGCACAUUAUGGCCAGGGCGGUUUCCCGGACACAUGUUCGUCGUAGUCCUGGACUAAGAAACAUGCUCAAUGGAGAAUCUAAAUUUUUAAAUAACUUUUUAGUCCAGGACUAGGAUCAAUCUGUGUCUAGGAAACCAGCCCUAAUGUUAUACUGGUUAUUAGAGAGGGUGACAUUAUAAAGGGUUUGUGCCAAUUAGGUGUGUCAGUUAUUGUAGGCCUACUUGUUGUGGGUGUUUGUUACUGAUUGAGAUUGACUGGAAGUCUCACAAGUGUAAAUGAAAGUAGUCCCAGAGAAGUCUGUUUAGGGGUAAAGGGGAGGUUGUAAGGGAUGACAUUUUUGUCCUUUAAUCUCAUAUAAAAACACUAUCUCUUAUUAGUCUAGGUGUGGGGUGGCCCAUAUGGGGUUUCACCUGCCAUGAGUUUAUUUACACAUUUGUCCAUUUGUUGAUAUUAUUUUGUUCCUUCUCUCCCUAGGCCAGCUGAACAAAUCUUCCCCAAAGAAGCCUCGGAGUCGGAAUAUCUUCAAAGCGCUCUUCUGUUGCCUCCGAGCACAGGAUGCCCCUCAGCCUACACCCCCUGCCCAGGAUACCCUACUCCCUCCUGAGGACAAUGGGACGAUCGACAAGGUAACAAACACAACCGCCAGUCAGCCAGCCACUCCAGUGGUCCACAGCUGCAUAGGUCGAAAAAAUACAGGUUAAGAUAACGUAUUAAUUCCAUGCGGCAGCGUUAGAAAAUAAAUUGGACCAGCACUGUUGCUGAUUCUAUAGGAUUAGCAUUGAAAACGUGACUAGAAAUGGGGAAAUCAAGUAGUAAAGUGGCUGUAGAUAAUUAGAAAAACAGAAUGACAGUAAAACAGUAAUGCUAUGCGUUUGCUGAGUAGUUAGCUGUAAUUUACUAUGAUUGUGUUUAUUUUCCACUUUGAUGGCAAACUUUCUUUUUAUAUAGUAAUAUACACUGAACAAAAAUAUAAUACUAGGGUUGCACAUUUUGGUCACAACAUUUUGGUCAGACCCGUCAAUAACCGGUCAACAAACUGUUACAUUUUUUCUAAACAGUAAAAUGACAUGACCAACAGAAAAUACUAUUAGACAUCUGUAUAUAAUGACGAGAUGCUUAUGUUUCCGCUCUAACAAAGGGAGUUGGGCCAAGGCGGGAAGGCAGGCGACAAGCUUAGGCACAAAAUAAGCCCAUAGAAACGUAUUGAGCUUAUUUUGGACAGAUUUUGGCGAAUGUGGAAUAUCUCGUUUUGCCUCUUCCUCUCUGAUACUAUGCAUGCAUACAAGGACCAAACAUUUUUCAUUAAGAGCUUAAUGGAAACAUGCAACAAUAGCAAGCCUAUCGUAUUACAGUUCAAAAGGCUAUAGCCUAUUAUUGACGAGCAGUUGUGACAGAUUAUAAUCUCUGUUCGAAAUUUAGAAAGAGGGGGAAUCUAAUAGCAACAAAUAUGAUGGGUUGCUAAUAUGACUAGGAUUGUGCCUUUGGCUUCUGGACAAUUAAAUAAAGUUGUCAUGAAAACCAAUAGAACAGGAGAGAAAUGAGGAAGUCUUAUAAAAUAAUUUCCAUCCACGUUUCUACAGAUGGUUUUCACAAGGCUACUUUGAAGCAAGGUAAGACAUGCCUCAUUAUUUGAAAUAAAGUAAAACAUUCAGGUUUCAAACAAUUAUUCUGCCUCAAGCUCACAUUGCAAAGUGGUGGGUGACGUGCUGAUAGUCAAUGGUAGGUAGGCUAUAAAAAAGAAAAGAGGACCAAGGCACUCUUCAUAUAAUUAAUGAAAAUGCCUUUAUUUGUAUGGCAUGUUUUCUCCGACUUGUUUCAGCUACAUGGCCUUCGUCAGGGAGUACAAGAAUAUGAUAAUACAAUGUCCUCUUUUGAACAGAUUUUUCCAAACAACCCUGAUUAGAAGAGGGAAUGGUUACAUAAUUCAUUGGACAACACCUAGUAAGCAAUACUAUACCCAUUAAAAAGUUAAACAGAUGCCUCACAGGUCCUCAACUGGCAGUCUUCAUUAAAAAGUACCCGCAAAACACCAGUCUCAACGUCAACAGUGAAGAGGCGACUCCGGGAUGCUGAUCUUCUAGGCAGAGUUGCAAAGAAAAAGCCAUAUCUCAGACUGGCCAAUAAAAAUAAAAUAUUAAGAUGGGCAGUCUGAGAUAUGGCUUUUUCUUUGCAACUCUGCCUAGAAGAUCAGCAUCCUGGAGUCGCCUCUUCACUGUUGACAUUGAGACUGGUGUUUUGCGGGUACUAUUUAAUGAAGACUGCCAGUCUGGAUAAGAGCGUCUGCUAAAUUACAAAAAGAAAAUCCAGUUUCAUCAUAGCGCUUGAUGGUUUUUCUGACUGCACUUGAAGAAACUUUCAAAGUUCUUGAAAUUUUCCAGAUUGACUGACCUUAAUGUCUUAAAGUAAUGAUGGACUGUUGUUUCUCUUUGCUUAUUUGAGCUGUUCCUGCCAUAAUAUGGACUUGGUCUUUUACCAAAUAGGGCUAUUUUCUGUAUACCACCCCUACCUUGUCACAACACAACUGAUUGGCUCAAACGCAUUAAGAAGGAAAGAAAUUCCACAAAUGUACUUUUAAGGAGGCACCCCUGUUAAUUGAAAUGCAUUCCAGGUGACUACCUCAUGAAGCUGGUUGAGAGAAUGCGUGUGAAAAGCUGUCAUCAAGGGCGGCAGAUAGCUUAGUGGGUAAGAGCGUUGUGCCAGUAACCGAAAGGUCGCUGGUUCUAAUCCCAGAGCCGACUAGGUCAAAAAUCUGUCUGUGCCCUUAAACAAGGCACUUAACCCUAAUUGCUCCUGUAAGUCGCUCUGGAUAAGAGCGUCUGCUAAAUGACUAAAAAAUAAAAUAAAAAGCAACGGGUGGCUACUUUGAACACUUUUUUGGUUACUACAUGAUUCCAUAUGUGUUAUUUCAUAGUUUUGAUGUCUUCACUAUUAUUCUACAAUGUAGAAAAUAGUAAAAACAAAGAAAAACCCUGGAAUUAGUAGGUUUGUCAAGCCUUUGACUGGUACAGUAUAUGUAUAGAUUUUAUUUUCCUCCAGCGCUGGUCCAAUAAAAUUGUUUAUUUUCGAAUGCUUCUGCAUGGAAUUAUUACGUUAUCUUAACCUUUUUAUCUUCAACCUAGACAGCUCCUAAUACAGGACAGACUUCAUAAAAGUUAGGCUGGCUGAGUACACUGAGUACUUUAUAGAAAGCAUUAGUGUAGUAGACCAACUUCUGUCCAAGAGGCUGUGGCUAGUAAUGAUGUAAUUUUACAUCAGAAUUGGUCUUAAAAAGUGACAUGUCCCAUUAAUAGUUUUGAUUUUGAGGUAAGUCAUGUUAGAUAAAUCGGAGUAAAUGGAGAAUAAAGGCUGGAUGGAGAUUUUAUAACUUCUCCCUGACCGAUAAAUUGAACUUCAUCCUCUACAUUCUUAUCGCUUCAGAUUCAGUGUGCUGCUGUCUUCUUAAAUCUGCACUCACGUUGUUCAGUACUCUAGAUGCACCAUGUAAUUACAAGAUCAGAUGGCUAUUGGGGCCUAAUAUGACUCUGAAUCACGAUGGCUCUAUUAAUGUAAUUAACCAACUAGAGUAGAGCUGGCCUGAUUUUAUACGGUACAACACUCGUAUUUGGGUAAGUGGGUAAGCAUGCCUGCGUCCCAAAUGGCAGCAAAUUGUCGAUAUAGUGCACUACUUUAGACCAGGGCCCAUAGGGCUCUAGUCAAAAGUAGUGCACUAUAUCGAGAAUAGGGUGCCAUUUGGGACGCGUCCCAUGUCUUUAUUACCCUGCAGAUUAAUAUCUGUGACUCUCUGAAUUACAGUUCCACUUGGCUUAAUUACUCAUGUCCCCACACCAUGUUAAGAUGUUCGACUGCUCACGAACAUCACAAGAAUUUACUCAACCGCAGUUCAGUCUUAUGGAUUUAAUUGGGCCAAGAUAGAGGGUGGCGAUAAAGACAAUUAAAUGAUUCAAAUGCAAGCGUUUUCUCGUAGUUGAAAGGCAGGUUUACCACCACACUUCACAGAUCUGCCCUGUAAUAAUUUUAUUAGAACUACAGUAUAUUGAUGACACUGUUUUAGUAAGCAUGUUGGUGAAUGUGAGCUGUUCAGACUUAGGCUAAAAGGUCAAACUCAGCCCUGAGUUAACUAAUCGUCCCCUUCGACUGAUGAUGCUUCAACCAUUUACCAAAAACAUUAAUCAUCAAUAAAGAAAAAACCCACACCAAGCUAUGUUAUGUUUUACUUUAUCACAUAGGUUAACAUGACUGUGUGGACCUCACUGUUCUUAUGUCCAAAGUGUUCAGAGAGAGCAUGGCUAGGUUUAGAAUAAGAUAAGCACCUUGUAGGCGGCAGCACGUUUAGACUGAGUAAAAUAUUUUGGCUGCCGAUAUUAGGCUAGUUUUCUCCCACCAUUAGGCAGUAUUAGGCCUAUCCUCAAGCCAAUGAAAGACCAUGUAGCCUAGUGCUUGUUUGUGUUCUCCUACUAGGCACAGUUCAGAAUGGUCAUGGAUAUAGGUCUAGAAUAGAUGUUUGUGUUGAGCCCUGUUGGUGGGUUUGGGAUGGAUGAGUGGGAGUUGACUCUAGAACCUACACUGAACAAAAAUAUAAACGCAGCAUGUAAAGUGUUGGUCCUGUCGUUAUUAGAAAAGCACGAACAUAAAAUGUUCCUUCACAGUCCCAUGUUUCAUGAGCUGAAAUAAAAGAUCCCAGACAUUUUCCAUACGCACAAAAAGCUUAUUUCUCUCAAAUUGGGCACAAAUUUGUUUACAUCCCUGUUAGUGAGCAUUUCUUCUUUGCCAUGGUAAUCCAUCCACCUGACAGGUGUGGCAUAUCAAUAAGCUGAUUUAACAGCAUGAUCAUUACAUAGGUGCACCUUUUGCUGGUGACAAUAAAAGGCCACUCUAAAAUGUUCGGUUUUGUCACACAACAGAAUGCCACAGAUGUCUCAAGUUUUGAGGGAGCGUGCAAUUGGCAUGUUGACUGCAGGAAUGUCCACCAGAGCUGUUGCCAGAUAAUUUGUAAUGUUCAUUUCUCUACCAUAAGCAGCCACCAACGUCGUUUUAGAGAAUUUGGCAGUAUGUCCAACCGGUCUCACAAUCACAGACCACGUAUAUGGCGUCGUGUGGGCGAGUGGUUUGCUGAUGUCAACGUUGUGAACAGAGUGCCCCAUGGUGGCGGUGGGGUUAUGGUAUGGGAAGGCAUAAGCUACAGACAAUGAACACAAUUGCAUUUUAUCGAUUGCAAUUUGAAUGCACAGAGAUACCGUGACGAGAUCCUGAGGCCCAUUGUCGUGCCAUUCAUCUGCCGACAUCACCUCAUGUUUCAGCAUGAUAAUUCUGUACACAAUUCCUGGAAGCUGAAAAUGUCCCGGUUCUUCCAUGGCCUGCAUACUCACCAGACAUGUCACCCAUGGGACUGAUUUCCUUAUAUGAACUGUAACAGUAAAAUCUUUGAAAUUGUUGCAUGUUGCGUUAAUAUUUUUGUUCAGUAUUGUUAAUGCAUAUUCAUCAUCUCCAGCACCACCCCAACAUCAAAUGUGAAAAUUGUACGUUUUGUAGUAAAAAAAAGAGAGAGGAAGAGAAUUGUUUCCAAUGACAUCUUCUGUGAUUUUAACCAAUUAUGAGUAGGCAUUGCCUACUAAUUGGUUGUUGUCAUUGGAAACACUUAUCUUCCGUUCUUUCUUACUACAAAAUAUAGAAACAUGCCAUUUGCACAUGUGGUGGUGCUGGAGAUGAUUAAUAUGAAGUAGAGAAAUUGUGAAAUGUCCCUUUAACUGUCUUUUCAUCUCUCUGUUUAGCUUGAUCUACUUCAGAACCUUCGCUACCAGUUACAUCAAGUACGUAAAGGACAAUAUCACUGUGGUUUUUGUUGGAGUAGAGACUAGACUGAAUGGGCUUGGAUUAAACUGUUACUUUUGGUAUGAUGCUAUAUAUUAUAACUGAUAAUUCUGUGUUUUGAUCCAUUAUCCAUUGAUCCAUGUUAAACAGUUAAGCUAUUCUAUUUGGGGUGGAAAAGGAAAUGAAUUCACUUUUACGGGACGGUGUGCAUUGUGCAAUAGGAUACGUGUCUGAAAUUGUAAUGUGUAUGGACGAAUUAUAUACGCUAGGACCAAAUACAUUAACAUAUCAAGAAGUCCCCUUUUGUUACUGUAGAUGGGUUAUUAUUCUGGAACUCACAUUGAACCCUUCAUUCUCAAACUAAAAGGUUUUCCUAGCUGGAGAAAUGUGAUUCCUGUAUAGAAUCGCACCAGAGGUUCCAGGUCAAUAGAUGAUAGAUUCCCUCUGGAAUAUUUAAUUGAAGGUGCAAUAUGCAGAAAUCACGCUGCCAUUUCCUGGUUGAUAAAAUUUGAAUAGUUUGCCACAUUUCAGUUUGUGACAAAACAAGCAGUCAUUGUGUAGAGAAACAUUGUACCAUCUAAACCGCUGUGAAAUAUAUUUUCCAUAACCAAUAAUAUUGUAUUUGUACAAAACCGAAAGUAAAAGACGCAAUAACGAAACUUAAGGGAAGCAUAGAAAUAGCGCACAUAGAACAGAUCGCUUCUUAGACAUGCUUUCAAUGAGAAUGACAGCCUUAACUGACAUUUCUAUGUGAAUUUGAUUGGGUCGCCCAAAAAGUUACUUAUUGCAGCUUUAAGAUUGGGGUGUGUCAUCUUUCAUUUAACUUGUAGGGGAAAGGUCACCUGAUGGACAAAUGCGUUACUACAGUGCACUCUGAAUAUAAGAAUCAACCACUUAGAGGUUUUAAACGGUGGGACAGAAGUAUUUCUAAACUGUAUUUACAAUGUACUUUACUGGGACCGAUGUGAUUCUAAUAACCAAUGCGAUUCUUACAAGACUGGUGCGCUGUAAUGUGAUAACAGGAGAAGAGAGAGGAGGAUGUGAGUAACGUAGUGGUGCAGGUUUAGUUAUGUGGUUCCGUUUUGACCUUCCCACCUAUACCCUGCUUCUAUCCUCUACCCUCUACCCUCCUCUUCUCCUCUACUCCUCCUCUAAUCAUCCUCUAAUCUUCUAUCCUCCUAUGCUUUUCGACCCGCGAAGCCUCGACGCGGCGACCCGCGCCGUCCGCGGACGCGUCGACACCGCGGAAGCCGGACGCGGCACCCGCGAAUCUCGCGACGCGGCGUACCCUGAAGCCUCUACUCUUCUACCCUCUAAUCCUCUACUCUUCUACCCUCUAAUCCUCUACUCUUCUACCCUCUAAUCCUCUACUCUUCUACCCUCUAAUCCUCUACUCUUCUACCCUCUAAUCCACUACUCUUCUACCCUCUAAUCCUCUACUCUUCUAACAUUUUAAUCAUCCUCUACUCCUCUACCCUCCUCUAAUCAUCCUCUACUCCUCUACCCUCCUCUAAUCAUCCUCUAAUCUUCUACCCUCCUCUACUCCUCCUCCUCUACUACUCCUUUAUCCUCUACUUCUCUCUUCCUACUCUUCCCCUGUUCCGCUCAGGUCCCAGGGACCAGUCUACUGCCCGAGGUAACCCCCCAGGAUGAGGGCAAGAUCUGUGUGGUCAUUGACCUGGAUGAGACACUGGUGCACAGCUCCUUCAAGGUAAUACACAUACACACAGGUAAUAAGAAACAGUGCUAUUGGAAAACAUAGUUUGACCUAUUAUCUCACCACAUAUCCAGAAUUAGGAGACAUCUUGUUUUGAUCCUGUGCAGGCCAUGGCAGUUGAUCAUACAUAAUAGCAUGAUCCAUAGCUCUUACUUAACCUGUUUGCAACAACAAGCUGUAAUCGUUUGAUCGGCUAGUCCUCUUUCUUUGUGUCCCGUCUGACUUCAAGAUCCCACUAUUAGACUGUGUCGUAGGUGGUAAUGGACAGCUGUUAGCUGGAUCAGGUAGCUCUUUACACUGGCUGUGAGACGGGAGCUGCUGAUGCUGUAAACAUAUUCAAUCAACAAAUCAAUGGUCACUGGCAGACAAACCACUGUUGUCCACGUCCCCCAUAGUUAACAUGUUUCUCAUAACAAGGCAUGAUUUGGUUUGCUUUUGUUGGGGAGUGGGAGGGUUAGUUUUUUGCUCAUUUAAAACUUUGAUAUGCUUUUAGAUGAAUCUCCUAAUCAGAAUAUCAAACUUUUUUAGUUAAUGUAUACGUCUGUCUUUUGCGUGUCACUGCAACUGAUUAUAUUUUAUCUGAAAACUGUGAUGGUAAAUGGUCGUCUUCUCCUCAUUCUGUAGCCCGUCAGUAAUGCUGACUUCAUUGUACCUGUGGAGAUUGAAGGAACAACACACCAGGUAACUGACAAUGGCAUUUAGAUCAACGUACAUGUAUGUGUGUGGAUAUAUACACUACCAGUCAAAAGUUUGGACACACCUACUCAUUCAAGGGUUUUUCUUUAUUUUUACUAUUUUCUACAUUGUAGAAUAAUAGUGAAGACAUCAAAACUAUGAAAUAACACAAAUGGAUUCAUGUAGUAACCAAAAAAGUGUUAAACAAAUCCAAAUAGCCAUCCUUUGCCUUGAUGACAGCUUUGCAUACUAAGUAACCACGCCAGCCCAGGACCUCCACAUCUGGAUUCUUCCCCUGCGGGAUCAUCUGAGACCAGCCACUUGGACAGCUGAUGAAACUGAGGAGUAUUUCUAUCUGUAAUAAAGCCCUUUUGUGGGGAAAAACUAAUUCUGAUUGGCUGGGCCUCGUUCCCCAGUGGGUGGGUCUAUGGCAGCGCCCCUGGCUAUAGAUUAGGGCCUGAUGAAUUUAUUUAAAUUGACUGAUUUCGUUAUAUGAACUGUAACUCAGUAAAAUUGUUGCAUGUUGCGUUUUAUAUUUUUGUAAAGUAUAUAAUGUGUAUACACACACACACAAUAUAUACAGAAGUAUGUGGACACCCCUUCAAAUGAGUGGAUUUGGCUAUUUCAGCCACACCCGUUGCUGACAGGUGUAUCAAAUCGAGCACACAGCCAUCCAUAGACAAACAUUGGCAGUAGAAUUACUGAAGAGCUCAGUGACUUUCAACGUGGCACUGUCAUAGGAUGCCACCUUUCCAACAAGUCAGUCAGUAAAAUGUCUGCCCUGCUUGAGCUGCCCCAGUCAAAUGUUAUUCCGAAGUAGAAUAGUCUAGGAGCAACAAUGGCUCAGCCGCAAAGUGGUAGGCCACACAAGCUCACAGAACUGGACCGCCGAGUGCUGUUGCGCGUAAAUAUCGUCUGUCCUCGGUUGCAACAUCCUCUGGAGCAACGUCAGCACAAGCACUGUUUGUCGGGAGUUUCAUGAAAUGGGUUUCCAUGGCCGAGCAGCCGCACACAAGCCUAAGAUCACCAUGCGCAAUGCCAAGCGUCGGCUGGAGUGGUGUAAAGCUUGCCGCCAUUGGACUCUGGAGCAAUGGAAACGCGUUGUCUUGAGUGAUGAAUCACGUUUCACCAUCUGGCAGUCCGAUGUACGAAUCUGGGUUUGGCAGAUGCCAGGAGGACGCUACCUGCCCCAAUGCAUAGUGCCAACUGUAAAGUUUGGUGGUGGAGGAAUAAUGGUCUGUGGCUGUUUUUCAUGGUUUGUGCUAGGCCCCUUAGUUCCAGUGAAGGGAAAUCUCAUCACUACAGCAUACAAUGACAUUCUAGAUGAUUCUGUGCUUCCAACUUUGUGGCAACAGUUUGGGGAAGGCCCUUUCCUGUUUCAGCAUGACAAUUUCCCCCGUGCACAAAGAGAGGUCCAUACAGAAAUGGUUUGUCGAGAUCGAUGUGGAAGAACUUGACUGGCCUGCACAGAGCCCUGACCUCAAUCCCAUCGAACACCUUUGGGAUUAAUUGGAAUUCUGACUACGAGCCAGGCCUAAUCGCCCAACAUCAGUGCUCGACCUCACUAAUGCUCUUGUGGCUGAAUGGAAGCACGUCCCCGCAGCAAUGUUCCAACAUCUAGUGGAAAGCCUUCCCAGAAGAGUGGAGGCUGGUAUAGCAGCAAAAGGGGUACCAACUCCAUAUUAAUGCCCAUGAUUUUGGAAUGAGAUGUUCGAUGAGCAGGUGUCCACAUACUGUAGGUUGUGUGUGUGUGUAUGCCAAAUAGUCAGCCUCCCUGUGGUUAUGUUUAGCUAUUGCAGCCCAUUGGAGUAGCACUAUCGCAUUUACAUUUACGUCAUUUAGCAGACGCUCUUAUCCAGAGCGACUUACAGUUAGUGAGUGCAUACAUUUUCAUACUGCUACAUGAAAUCAAAUUUGAAAUCAAAAGUAAUGUUUAAAUGGAACAUUUGUUGUAUAAACGUGUUUUCUUCCCUAGUCAAAAUGGAUAUACUUAGUAGUUAUUGUAGAAGUCAUAGAUAUGUAUCAAUUGUACAUAUUUUAAAGCUGUAUAGUACAGUUAAGCCAAGGGCCAGCGAGGCCUCCCUCACCCCACUCCAGCCUCCUCAUCCUGGGACACUGGCCACAGCUCUCUGGCCUCAGCCUGGUUCAAGUAAUCCAGGAUAGGCUGGUUCCCGCCAGCAUGGCCUAUUCUCGAUUACUUGUUUCAGGAGGCGGCUGACCACUUCCAACAUGGCCCUCUUGGACGACAACACAUACAGACGCUUGAACGCUUUCCCUGACCCACAGACGGAAUAAGUAGGAAAGAACAGGCAGACCAAACCGGGAGGCAGGCCUAAUUUUUAACCCUUAUUUUAACCUUCAUGUUCAGUUAUUUUUGUAAUAUUCAAGUUCUAUUAUUUUCUGUUUUUUUCCCCCCACUGUUGCCUUUUCAAUUAGCCAAAACAUUAGCCUUGUUAAGCCAGGUGAGUAGACUGUAGCCACUAGCCAGUAAAUAACUUUGAUCAGAUUGCAGAUCAAUAGAUACUGUGGUCCCUAGGGACUGAGGUUGUGUGUGUGUGUGUGUUUGUGUGUGUGUGUGUAGGUGCUCCAGUCAGUUAGUCCAAAGACUAGUGUUCAUAGAUGGUCGCUGCUAGAUAGCUGUACUUGAUUCCCCUAGCCAGAUACUUAUAGCCAUGCUGUGAUGUGUCCCAGGUUUACGUCCUGAAGAGGCCACAUGUAGACCAGUUCCUCCAGAGGAUGGGAGAGCUGUUUGAGUGUGUUCUCUUCACUGCAAGUCUCGCAAAGGUAACAUUGCUUUUAGUGUUGAUUUAGAAAAUGAACUGGUACUUAUUCAAUUUGCUCCCCCUGGUGGUGAUGAGAUAUACCUGUUGUAAAAGUAGCAAUUCCAGCAAUGUUCACACAUCUGUACCACCCAACAUACCACUCUCCCCUUACGUACUACUCUGUCCUACAUCCGUGCCUGGCCCUCUCUUUCUGUUUCUAUCUGUAUCUCUUCCCCCUGUCUCCCCUGCAGUAUGCAGACCCAGUGACAGACCUGCUGGAUCAGUGUGGUGUGUUCGGGACACGUCUCUUUCGGGAGUCCUGCGUGUUCCACCAGGGCUGCUACGUCAAGGACCUGAGCCGCCUUGGCCGCCAGCUCAACAAGACCCUCAUCCUGGACAACUCCCCCGCCUCCUACAUCUUCCAUCCUGAGAAUGCUGUGAGUGCUGCUGCCUAGCCCAAUCUUUCUCUGAGCUUUACUGCAUCACCAAAGGCCUAACUGGCCUGUCCCAAUGUGGAAUCACUGAGGUGAUCUUCCUAUUUUAAGCUAUUUGAUGAUGCAAUUUUAUUUUCUGAAUGUGUGUUUUGUCUAAACUGGAAAUCAACGUUUCCCAACUGCAGAGUGACAGGAAAGGGUCUUUCCUUCAUUAAUAGCCUUCUCUAAAAUGUACAUGUUUUAAUCUGAUUGUGUGUCCCCUCAGGUGCCUGUGGUGUCCUGGUUUGACGACCUGGAGGACACUGAGCUGCUGAGCCUCCUACCCGUCUUUGAGGAGCUGAGUGAGGCGGACGACAUCUAUGCCAAACUGCAGCAGCUACGAGCCCCCUGA